AUGGUGCUGUGCCUGCGGGACACCGGCAACAUCCCGUGGUGGCUGCGCCAGCAGGACCUGAACGAGCUGCACUACAGCACCGCCCCGGGCGGGGAGGCCUUCGUCGCGUUCUGGUCGGACACGCCGGGGCGGGGGAUGGUCUUUAGCCCCCGCGCCCCGGCCUACGGCCCGCGCGCGAUCGCCGCGCACGACCCGGGCUUUGAGGUGCUGCGAAUCGUCCGGGUCAUGAACGACGUCUGCUUCGCCUCCCUCGACGUUCGCCGGGCGAUUCAGAUUCGGGAGGUCGGUGACGCCUCCGCCGCGGCUUACCUGCGGCGCCGGGAGAUGGAAAGUCAAUCCGGGCAAUCAGACCAGGUCGGCGAACGAAUGCGGUCUUUUCGGGCGGAAAACGGCGAGCGAACUCCCUCGCAGGGCGCCCUGAGCUGCCCGUUGCCGAAGGAGCAGUUGGCGAACGUGUGGAUGCAGGUCCAGGAGGAGCUCCGCGCGCGCUGCGAGGUCGCGCAGAAUGCGGCGAUCCCGAUCACUGAGCGCAAUGCCCGGGCGGUCUGCCUUUCACGCGAGCAGAUCCACUUUUUGGCCUCGCAGCUGGAGGAGGAGCGGGAGGGGCUGGACGACAUCGUCGGUAUGCCGCUCGAGCGGGCCCAGCGGAUGCGCCCGACGGAAGGCGGCGGGGGGCUGGGUUUGGCGACGCCGCAGUUCUUCGACGGUUUCCGAGAAGGGAACUCCUCUCAACAACUCUCGACCGGGGGAAGUGCGAGCGAUGGGUCGAGCUACCACACGCCCGGGGCGCGAUACCUCACCCCGAUGGAUAACGGCGAAGAUGAAAAAGACUCUGCGGGCAACUGCGGGGGAGAGCCGACGGUGAAUGCGAUUAUUGAUGAAAGUAUGCUUGCUAUGAAGAAAAAGUAA
This is a messenger RNA of Phytomonas sp. Hart1, 909 nucleotides long. Lineage: Eukaryota; Euglenozoa; Kinetoplastea; Trypanosomatida; Trypanosomatidae. The record is from the annotation of a GenBank genome assembly.